AUGUCCGACCAGAACAACUUCCUCCGUCUCACGCCCGAGAGGCAGCACCGCCGUCCAUCCACCUUCCUCACCCUCGCACCGUCCACGUCCUCCUCCUACCCGAGGAUGGCCAAGAGCCGCGUCAGCAGCCGAAAGGAGUCCAUCGACUCCGAGACCUCCGUCGCCUCUCCCGACUCCGUCACCUCGUCCCCUCCCCCCGUCACCGCGUCGCGACCUGGCCCGUCCGCGGCCGCCAUGGCCUCCGCCGCCGCUCACGCCCGUCGCAGGUCGAGCACCGCCACCGACGUCAGGGGUGAGGUCAGGAUGCUCAAGCUCGGACCUGUUCACUGGGGAGAGCAUCUGGGCGAUCACAAGGAGGAUUUCUGCGAGAUGUAA
This is a messenger RNA of Geosmithia morbida, 375 nucleotides long. RefSeq lists its product as uncharacterized. The record is from RefSeq and is a predicted model, not a curated record. The transcript has a single exon. NCBI's taxonomy places the organism in Eukaryota, Fungi, Ascomycota, Sordariomycetes, Hypocreales, Bionectriaceae. The coding region runs from base 1 to 375 and encodes 124 amino acids.